This is a messenger RNA of Acanthisitta chloris (rifleman), 870 nucleotides long. It is a transcript of the gene VAMP7, whose product is annotated as vesicle-associated membrane protein 7. The record is from RefSeq and is a predicted model, not a curated record. Gene Ontology annotation, biological process: vesicle fusion; exocytosis. Gene Ontology annotation, cellular component: membrane; SNARE complex. Gene Ontology annotation, molecular function: SNAP receptor activity; SNARE binding. Lineage: Eukaryota; Metazoa; Chordata; Aves; Passeriformes; Acanthisittidae. Bases 1 to 663 code for a protein of 220 amino acids. The transcript is spliced from 7 exons.
AUGGCUAUCCUGUUUGCUGUCGUGGCAAGGGGCACCACCAUCCUGGCCAAACAUGCCUGGUGUGGAGGAAACUUCCUGGAGGUGACAGAGCAGAUCCUGGCGAAAAUCCCAUCCGAGAACAACAAACUGACCUAUUCCCAUGGAAAUUACCUGUUCCAUUACAUCUGCCAGGACAGGAUCAUAUACCUCUGCAUCACAGAUGAUGACUUUGAACGAUCCAGAGCCUUCACCUUCCUGAAUGAGAUCAAGAAGAGGUUUCAGACCACAUAUGGCUCGAGGGCCCAGACAGCCCUUCCCUAUGCCAUGAACAGUGAGUUCUCCAGUGUCUUAGCUGCACAGCUGAAGUACCACUCUGAGAGCAAAGGCCCUGACCAAGUGGCAGAGACACAGGCCCAGAUUGAUGAGCUCAAAGGAAUCAUGGUCCGGAACAUAGAUCUUGUGGCACAAAGAGGAGAGAAGCUGGAGCUGCUAAUUGAUAAAACAGAGAAUCUUGUGGAUUCGUCAGUCACUUUCAAAACAACCAGCAGGAACCUUGCUCGAGCCAUGUGUAUGAAGAACCUCAAGCUCACCAUUGUCAUCAUCAUCGUGUCCCUUGUCAUCAUCUACAUCAUCCUGUCAGCAGCCUGUGGGGGGCUGGCAUGGCCCAACUGUGUGCAGAAGUAAGUGGAGGCAGCUGUGCUGGUUGCUCGGAGAUGAGUCACAGGAGUGUGAAGAAGCAAAGCUACAGAGUAACUUACCCGUCACUACUGACACCUUCUCAUCCCUCCGUCCCUCCAGGACUUCAGACUCUUUGCCUUAUCACCCUAAACAGGCCCAGCUGGUUGCUGCUCCUGCAGCUGGGACCUCCAGAGAGGGCUGGUUGAUUACUUG